Lineus longissimus is the source of this 1785-nucleotide messenger RNA. RefSeq lists its product as uncharacterized. NCBI's taxonomy places the organism in Eukaryota, Metazoa, Nemertea, Pilidiophora, Heteronemertea, Lineidae. The coding region runs from base 1 to 1785 and encodes 594 amino acids. Gene Ontology annotation, biological process: DNA integration. Gene Ontology annotation, molecular function: nucleic acid binding. The record is from RefSeq and is a predicted model, not a curated record. The transcript is spliced from 2 exons.
AUGCUUCAAGAAGAGCUCGGACUAACCCUUGCACAGACUGUAUACUGGACUGACUCUGAGAUAGUGUUGAAGUAUCUUCAGAAUGAAACCAGAAGGUUUAAACCCUUUGUAGCCAACCGCGUCGCCGAGAUCUUAGAUUCGACCAGCCGAGAGCAGUGGCGUCACGUGCCCACUGAGUCUAAUCCAGCUGAUUGCUGCACGAGGGGUCUGUCAGCCAGCUCCCUGACGCCUGACAGCCUAUGGUUCCAUGGAUCAGAUUUCUUGAAGUCUGCAGAAGACGCCUGGCCUACCAGCAAGUUCAAGAGAGUCUCGUCGUCUGAACUCGAUCCUGAAGACCCAGAAGUAAAAACCUGCGAGAAACCGUCUGCCACUGUUCAUAACAAAAUCGGUGGCGAUCAAACAGCCGUGGAGAAGCCAGCAUCGCAGUUCGACAUCAGCCCGCUGAUAGACUCUGAGCACUAUUCCACAUUGAGACCAUUGCUGAGACGGACGGCGUGGAUCCAGCGAGCAGUUCGUAACUUUGCCUCUGCAAUCCCACGCUUUGGAUGCCGCCCGUGUAAAGAGCCAGAAAUUACACCACAAGAGUACACAGAUGCCGAGUUACAUUGGGUACGAGUGGCGCAACGUGACUUAUACGGUCCAGAAAUCGACAAGCUGAAACAAGGAGACUCCCUUAGCCAUAAGUGUCAUCUGUUCAACUUGGUGCCGUUCUAUGAUGGAGGCAGCCAAUGUCUCAGAGUCGAAGGUCGUCUCAGAAAGGCUCCAACGCUUCCAGGAGAUGCUAGAUUCCAGCUCAUCUUGCCAACCCAGCAUCACAUCACUCGUCUGAAAGCCGUCGACGUUCAUGAGAAGUUAUGCCACGGAGGACAGGAACACAUCAUUGCGGAGAUGAGGCAACGCUAUUGGCCGGUGAAAGCUCGAAUGGUGGCCAAACGAGCUGUGAAUGACUGUUUCUUUUGCUUUCUCAAAAAGGCAAGGCCAAGAAUCCCGAGAAUGGCUGAUUUACCACCCUGCAGGUUAGAUGCCACCUUUGGAGUUUUCAACUACACAGGUGUGGACUAUUGGAGCCCAAUGCAGGUGAAAGAAAUGUACAGCGAUAACGGGACCAAUUUCCGUGGAGCUAAUGCUGAGCUGGCGCGCGCUUUACAGGAUUUGGACCAGGAUCGGAUCAACGGGUUACUGUCACCGCUAGGGAUCAAGUGGCACUUCAACCCGCCUGCAGCACCACACUUUGGGGGUGCCUGGGAACGUCUCGUGAGUUCAGUGAAAAGGGCGUUGAGCGCGACGCUUAAAAAUACCCUGGUGACCGACACCGUCUUGCGCACCGCGUUGAUCGAAGUUGAGGCAGUUCUGAACUCGCGACCGCUCACUCAUAACAGCCCGGAUCCUGAUGACUUCUCCGCCGUGACACCUAAUCAUUUCUUGUUGGGACGUGUAGAUCGAAAGAUUCCGCCAGUGGAAUGUCAGGACCGUGAAAUAAAUAGUCGCCGCCGAUGGCGUCAGUGCCAAGUCAUCGCGGACCGCGUUUGUAGCCGUUGGAAAAAGGAGUACCUGCCAACAUUGACAGUGAGGAGUCGCUGGACAAAGGACGUUGAUUCCACAACAGUGGCUAGUCUAGUGUUACUUGUAGACGAGGAAACCCCUCGAGGACACUGGGAGUUGGGGCGCAUUACAGCGACAUAUCCAGGAGACGAUGGGCGUGUGCGCGCAGUCGAUGUUAAAACCGCGCGAAAUACUUUCCGCAGGCCCGCUGCAAAGGUGUGCAUCCUUGAAGAAAAUGUUUAA